AAGAAAUACAAAACCGGUUUUUUACCGCUGUUUGUCGAUAUUAUCACAAAACACAAAUCAUGUUUGGCGUUCCGUAGCUGAGUAAAAACUGCGAGUUAUUUUAAAAGAAGAAGGUAGGACAGUGUUCUCCAGACGGGGAGACUGGAGCCAUGGCAGCUGCACAGUCUGUCUUGAUGUUUGCAGUGUGCAUCCUGGUGAUAACAGAGCUGAUUCUCGCCAGGAAGGACUACUAUGAUAUACUGGGAGUGCCCAAAGGUGCAGCUGAACGCCAGAUAAAAAAGGCUUUCCACAAGCUCGCUAUGAAAUUCCACCCAGAUAAGAACAAGAGUCCAGAUGCUGAACUGAGAUUCAGAGAAAUUGCUGAAGCGUACGAAGUUCUGUCAGAUGAGUCCAAGAGACGAGAGUACGAUCAGUUCGGUGAUACUUCCUACUUCACCAGGGAGACGCAGGGCGGAAAGAGAUCAGACUCUCACCAACCUUUCAGCUUCAACUUUGACGACAUGUUUAAGGACUUCAACAUCUACAGCCAGAACAGACACGCCAACCGACACAGGAGACACUUUGAAGACCAGUCCAGGUCCAACAAGGAGUCCUACAGCAGACACAAGAGACACUUCCAGGGUGGUUUUGGAGCAGGUGUCUUUGAUGACAUGUUUGAAGACAUGGAGAGAAUGUUUACUUUCAACAAACAUGCCAAACAGACAGAAAGCAAGUUUGAUGGCGCACCGAAACAGCACUGUCGAACAGUGACCCAGCGCAGAGGAAACAUGGUGACCACGUAUACAGACUGCACUGCUUCAUGAGGAGGAUACAGCACUGUGGUCAUGGUUGAGAUGCAGAAAACUACUUUGUUAAAAGAUUGUGAAAUGUUUAAAACUGAAGAUGCAAACUGGCAUUCAUAUUAUUAUAUAUUUGCUCUGAAGUUGAAGUUUUUGUUAUGUAAAUUCCUGACUAAUUGAAUGUAGACAUUUUUUGCGCACUGUUGGAGAAAGAUGAAGAGGAGUGUUUUUUUGAAUGGCGCUCAAGCACCUUUUGUCAGUCCUGAAAGUUAAAAGCAUCAAUUUCAUCUCUGAAAAUUUUAAACAUCGUCCUCAAUGACAAAAAGAAAAAAAAUACAUGCAUCAGACCACAGUAAUUAUUGAAACACUCCUUUUUUAGGAGAGAGACAAUUUAUAGUUUCCUUGUAUAGACUUUAGUUUAGUUCUUAUUUACAGCUAUCUCUUUGCUUGUUAAUUGUUUAACUUGUGUUUUAAAAUUGUUACAAUUUUUUUUAAAUACUCCUGUGCUCUACACUGCCAGUCAUGUUGUUUUAAGCUUUCUAUACUAGAAUUUGUGGUUAAACCACCAUCAGCACGUCUGUAAAAGUAAAAAAAAAAAAAAAAAAAAAGCAAA
Austrofundulus limnaeus is the source of this 1392-nucleotide messenger RNA. RefSeq names its product DnaJ heat shock protein family (Hsp40) member B9a (gene dnajb9a). The record is from RefSeq and is a predicted model, not a curated record. The transcript has 3 exons. Lineage: Eukaryota; Metazoa; Chordata; Actinopteri; Cyprinodontiformes; Rivulidae. Gene Ontology annotation, cellular component: endoplasmic reticulum. Gene Ontology annotation, molecular function: misfolded protein binding; protein-folding chaperone binding. Bases 150 to 803 code for a protein of 217 amino acids. Gene Ontology annotation, biological process: ERAD pathway.